Molecule: messenger RNA, 621 nt
Organism: Dentiscutata heterogama
Lineage: Eukaryota; Fungi; Glomeromycota; Glomeromycetes; Diversisporales; Gigasporaceae
Source: the annotation of a GenBank genome assembly
AUGAGUUUAAUUAGAGUGGAUCAAGCAGAUAGCAUUCUUCAGUUUAUAAAAGAUAAAUCAGCGGAGUUGGUUGGUAUUGGUGAAGUUGGCCUGGAUUUUAGUCCACGCAUUAUGAAUAAUGCUAUUGCUGGUUAUCCAGAUUUAAAAUUGGACGUUGAGGAACUUAAAAAAGUGCAACGUACCGUCUUGGGGCGUCACAUAGAUCUAUCACUUCAAUUUGAUCUUCCCCUUAAUGUUCACUCUCGUUCUGCAGGUCAUCAUACUUUGGAUUGUUUGCGAGAUUAUGGUGCAAGGAAAGUUGUAAUGCACGCAUUUGAUGGUCAAAUAAAAUAUGCAAACAGGGGUGUUGAAAUGGGGUUCUUUUUCUCGAUACCACCUUCAAUAGUUCGUUCACCUCAAAAACAAAAGUUGGUAGCUGCUAUUCCUUUAUCAAAUCUAUUACUUGAAACUGACUCACCAGCCCUUGGACCUGAACAAGGCGUUGACAAUGAACCAGAUAGCGUAGUAAUAAGUGCCACAGAAAUUGCUAAAAUUAAAAAUAUGGAUGUUAGUGAUGUGAUUCGACAAACUACUGAAAAUGCGUACAAAUUGUUUCCGAAAAUCAAAAAGAACUCUAUUUAA